Molecule: messenger RNA, 1912 nt
Organism: Punica granatum (pomegranate)
Lineage: Eukaryota; Viridiplantae; Streptophyta; Magnoliopsida; Myrtales; Lythraceae
Source: RefSeq, a predicted model, not a curated record
CCAGACCCCUUCCCAAAGAAACCGGUUCGAGCCCGUCACCUCCUCCGCCACUCUCUCGUCUCCAUCGAAAGUACGAUCCUCUCCCUCCCUCUCGCUAACCCUUUUUCUUCUUUCUCGUGACCGUACCAACGACCGCUUUCUCUCUCUGCAAUCUCUCUCUCUCCCCCACUUCAAUCCGAACGCGAGUCUUUCAGCUUCUUGUCAAUGGUCCGCAUUUCGAGUCCCUUAGAACCCUAGGGUUUCGCUUCUAUCCAUUUUUUUUCUUCCUACGGCUGAUGGACGGAGCUAAUCACGGCGGCACCGCAGAAGAGUCCACGAGCGGCGGCGGGAAGCCGACUCCGGCGCCGAUGCCGAGUGCCAACUCCCCGCCGCCGUUCCUCAGCAAGACCUACGACAUGGUGGACGAUCCUGCCACGGACUCGAUCGUCUCGUGGAGCCCUACCAAUAACAGCUUCGUGGUGUGGAACCCUCCCGAGUUCGCUAGGGACCUCUUGCCCAAGUACUUCAAGCACAAUAACUUCUCCAGCUUCGUCAGGCAGCUCAACACUUAUGGAUUCAGAAAAGUUGAUCCUGAUCGCUGGGAAUUUGCAAAUGAGGGCUUCCUAAGGGGCCAGAAGCACCUGCUAAAGAGUAUAAGCAGAAGAAAGCCUGCUCAUGGACAAAGCAAUCAACAGUCAGUGCAAUCCCAUGGACAGAGCUCCUCAGUCGGAGCCUGUGUUGAGGUCGGGAAGUUUGGACUCGAGGAAGAGGUUGAGAGGCUCAAGAGGGAUAAAAAUGUCCUUAUGCAGGAACUCGUUAGGCUGAGGCAGCAGCAGCAAGCUACUGAUGGCCAACUACAGACAAUGGUUCAACGCCUUCAUGGGAUGGAGCAGAGACAGCAGCAGAUGAUGUCUUUCCUUGCAAAGGCGAUGCAAAAUCCUGGUUUCUUAGCUCAGUUUGUUCAGCAGCAAAACGAGGGCGGUAGGCGAAUUAGCGAAGCCAAUAAGAAGCGGAGGCUGAGGCAAGAAGGCAUAUCUGAGAGUGAACCUACAGGUACACCAGAUGGGCAGAUUGUCAAGUACCAGCCCCUGGUGAAUGAGGCGGCGAAGAUGUUCAAGCAGUUUAUGAAGGCGGAAGCUUCUCCCCGGAUAGAAUCUUUUGACAAGAACCCUGAUAGUUUUCUUCUCGGGGAUGGUUCUUCUUCAUCAGUGGGAGUUGACUGUGGGAGCUCCUCAAGCCGCAUAUCUUCUGUGACUCUUCAGGAGGUCCCGCCAACUUCAGGGCAGAUGUCCUGUAUGCCCGCAGUAUCUGAGGUGCAAUCCUCUCCUCCAACUGGGCAAUUUCCUGGUAUGGGUGCAAUGGUGGGCCAACAAGAUAGUAAAGGCACCUCUUCCAUUCCUCAGGCAGAUAUAGCAAUGCCCGAGCUUUCUCAAAUACCAGAUGUAACCCCAGAAAGCAUUAUUGAUCUUCCAGGAGAUGAUUUUCUGGACCCGGCGCAGUUUGUAAUGGAUGGGCCUGUUCCCCUAGACAUUGAUGUCAUUCCUACUGAUCCCGAUAUUGACUCAUUUUUGGAGAACUCUGCUUUUUGGGAAGACAUUCUCGAACAAAGCCCUGUGCCUGAUGAUGAAUCUCCUUCAGUCGAGGGCAAUCCCAGGGAGAGCGAUGGUUGUCCUAAAGAGAAUGGGUGGGACAAGACGCAGCACAUGGAUCAGCUUACUGAGCAGAUGGGCCUUCUGACUUCUAAUACCAAGAGGGUCUAGAUGACCCUAACUUAUCAUUCACAGAAUCACCGAGGUGAGCUCUAAGAAGCGAAAGACCAGUCAUGGUUUUUUUUUUCCGGAUCUUCAUGCCCGUUUUUUUUUGUUCUGGGUUUUUCGCUGCGACAUGGGGAUCCUGCGCUCUAGAUGGAUUCCUCCUUUCCUUUGUUAAAUCU